Messenger RNA from Meleagris gallopavo (turkey), 1447 nucleotides. The record is from RefSeq and is a predicted model, not a curated record. NCBI's taxonomy places the organism in Eukaryota, Metazoa, Chordata, Aves, Galliformes, Phasianidae.
AACAGUGGUGGUGUUUAUUUUCUGUGACCCAAGAGAGAAUUUGCUAAACUGUAACGACCUGGUCGCUUCCCUCUUGUCCUAUUCUUUGUCUUGCUCUUCUACAGAAUAUACAGGAAAUGAAAAUGACAAUGAAACCCUGCCUGAGACCUCUGCAGGUGGUGAGCUCCGCAUGGCUCAGUUCUUCCGAGGCAAUCUGGCAGGUUUGAUGAUUCGUUCUGGUAAACUGGAAAACAAGAAAGUGAUAGAUUGCCUGUAUACCUGCAAGGAGGGACUGGAUUUGCAAAUUGCUGAUGGUGUUGGCAAAGGCGUGAAGAUCCACAUGAACCCUAGUCAGUCAGCAGUGACCAUAGAAGGGGAUGAUAUUGACAGAGUUGAUAAGGCCAUGCAGCACAUUUCCUAUCUGAAUUCUCGCCAAUUCCCCACACCUGGAAUCCGGAGGCUUAAAAUCACCAGUACUGUCAAGUGUUUCAAUGAAGAGGCCUGCGUCUCUAUUCCUUCUGUGGAGGGAUAUGUAAUGGUCUUGCAACCAGAGGAACCAAAAAUCAGCCUGAGUGGCAUCAACCAUUUUGCCCGAUCUGCUUCAGAGUUUGAGAGUUCUGAGGGCAUUUCCCUCUUCCCUGAGCUUCGCAUAAUAAGCACCAUUACACGGGAGGUGGAGCCAGAUGGAGAUGGGGAUGAAGAUCCUACAGUACAAGAGUCUUUGGUUUCUGAAGAAAUCAUGCAUAACCUGGAUACGUGUGAGGUGACGGUGGUUGGAGAAGAACUAAAUCAAGAUCAAGAAAGCCUGGAGGUUGACAUGACACGAUUACAGCAGAAAGGCAUUGAGAUGAGUAGUUCCAACCUUGGCAUGAUCAUCACAGGAGUUGAUACAAUGGCUAGCUAUGAGGAAGUUUUGCAUUUGAUACGCUACAGAAACUGGCACACCGUUUCUCUUUUUGAUAGAAAGUUCAAAUUGGUUUGUUCUGAGCUUAAUGGGCGCUAUGUCAGCAACGAGUUUAAAGUAGAGGUGAAUGUUAUCCACACAGCUAACCCCGUUGAACACGCUAAUCACAUAGCUGCACAACCACAGUUUGUACAUCCUGUGCACCACACGUUUGUUGAUCUGUCUGGUCACAACCUAGCUAACCCUCAUCCAUUUUCAGUUGUUCCAAGUACAGCCACUGUUGUGAUUGUAGUUUGUGUGAGUUUCCUGGUUUUUAUGAUCAUUCUGGGAGUGUUCAGAAUCAGAGCUGCACAUCAGCGAACGAUGCGUGACCAGGACACUGGAAAGGAAAAUGAGAUGGACUGGGAUGACUCUGCAUUGACCAUCACUGUGAAUCCUAUGGAAGUAAGACUGGUGUCUCAGCAAAAAAAAGUUCACAAAAAAUGCCCUCUUUCAGUUUUAACUGGUAUGACUGUACAUGGACAGAGAGUAGAGCAAAAGCAACCAUAGAACACAGAGAGAACA